AUGGGGUUUUUUGCGAAAAAUGUAGGAAAUUUUAUAAAAAAAUCCAAAUCAAAAUUCGGAAAAUUUAAAAACUUUGGAUCAUAUAACAAAAAAAACAAUUAUAUAUAUAAUCAAUAUGAUAAUUUACUAAAUAUAGGAAAUAAAAAACCUGAUGAUAUAAUAAAUUUAUUACAUAAAUUGUGUAAAGAGAAAAAUUGUGAUACUGAAUUAAUAAAAUGUAUUACUGAUCAUAUAUAUGAUUUUAGCGAUGAUUUUUUUUGCCCACAAUUAAUAAAAAUAUUGGAAAGUUAUGUAAAACUAAAAUAUUCUGAUGAGACAUUAUUAGGAAUUGUAUGUAAUAGAAUAGAAGAUUUGGCUAGUUUAAAAUCAUGUAUAAGAACAAAAAAUAUGAUAAAUAUUUAUAAGCAAUUAAAUUUUCAUCAUCCAUUAGUUAAAAUACCAUUACUAUCCCAAUUAAAUGAUAAUAUAAAUGAAUAUAAAAAUGAACUAGUUUCAAUUCUUAAAAAUAUAUCUUAUUUAUAUGUUGACAGUUAUACUACCAAUAAUAUUAUGAACAAAAUAAUUAUAAAUUCAAAUUAUUAUCAAAAAGAUAUUUUUACAAUUUUGGAAGGAAUAAGUAGAUUAAAUGAAUGUGAAAAUAUUAACACAUUUAUUGAAUUAGUUAACAAAAAAAUAAAAUAUUUAAAAGAUAAUAAUAUAUGUUGUAAUUUAAAAGAUUUUGUAAAAUUUUUUAGUGCAUAUAAAAGAUUAAAUAUAAAUGAGACUACAUAUUUACAUUUUCAAUUUGAAAAAAAAAUAGAUAAUAUCAAAUUAAUAUCACCAAAUAACAUUUCUUACAUGUUACUUGCAAUGUUAUCAUCUAAAUUUUGUCAUCAAAAAUUGUCUGAAUUAAUCAUAAUAAAUAUCGAAAAUUAUGUAGGAAAUUUUGAUAAUAAAAUAAUGAGUGAUAUACAUGAAAAAAGACAUAUACAUUUUUUUAAUUCAGAAAAAAAAAUUAAAAAAUAUUGUAAUAAUUAUAUAAUGAAUUAUUUACCUUUUCACAUACUUCUUUUAACAUUAUUAGAUUAUGAUAAUAAUAACAAUGUUUUGACUUAUUUAAUAGAUAUAUGUAUAAAUGAAUGUAUAGAUUUAUACGAUAUAUCAAAUUUAAUAAAAAUUUUAUAUUCUUACACUAUUUUAGAUAUAAAUAAACAAAAUUCAAAUAAAAUAAAAACACAAAAAUAUGAAAAUAAUAUAAUAACAAUUUUUUCAGCACUUAAAAAUGUGUACAAAAGUGCCAGUACUAAUGACAUGAAAAUUUUACAUAGUUGUUUUUUAUAUAAUAAAGAUAUAAUCGAAAAAAAUGAAAAAUUAAAAGAAAUAUCAUCAGAUUUAUUAAAUUAUGAACCUUUAACAGUAUUACCAUCUUCUUAUUCAGAUUUAAAUUUUCAAGAUCUUGAAAUUAUUAAAUAUGCUAGUACAUCUUAUUUAAAAAAUAAUAAAAAUAAUCAAAUUUUUUUAUAUCUUAACAAAAAUGAUUUUUAUUCCACUAAUGAUUACAUUUAUGACAAUUUAAUUGUUAGUGUUAAAUUCAAAAUCAAUGUUUUAAAAAAAAAAUUUGGGCAAAAUCGAGUCAACAUAAUUUACGAGAAUCACCCCCUAAAGUGUUAA
Molecule: messenger RNA, 1650 nt
Organism: Plasmodium yoelii
Lineage: Eukaryota; Apicomplexa; Aconoidasida; Haemosporida; Plasmodiidae
Product: conserved protein, unknown function
Exons: 1
Coding region: 1-1650 (549 amino acids)
Source: RefSeq, a predicted model, not a curated record